GACCUUACUACAUCUAGCACCCAGUAUAAAUACCACCCAACUACCUCUCCCGAGCACAAUUAUCAAAGUCAAAAACAUACUAUAAACAAUCAAACAACCAACAACCUUACAAAAACAAUGACAGACAACCUCGCCGCCGAGCAAGCCGCCAACCUCCCCCGUCGCCGCAGAGCAAGUAGCGGCGAGCGCGACGACCGCCUCCAACGACAACCAGCAGACACCCGCACAACUAUCAACACCAGCAACCUGCGCAGCCGACGUAGUUCGCGGCGCCCUCCCACACCGAACCGGAUGGCAGGAGCUCAUUCGGGAUCUGGUGCGAAGAGACGGUCGAAAUCCAGGUCUAGGGCGCCAUCGAAGUCGAGGUCUAGGGAGAGGAGGGUUGGUGAUUGACUUGCGGUGCUUUGAUUGGGGUGAUGGGUUGAAAAUAUAUAUAUAUUGAGAUUGGACUUGGUUAAGGGGUUAAUGUUGUAUAUCUAUGUGCAUGCAUACAGGUUGAUAUGGGGUGGGUUUUAGGGCUAGUUGCCAGGUAAAGUGGAGUAGAAAGUUUUGGAUGGUGAUUUUCCCGCUGGCCAUACCGCUUUUGUGUACUGGCAAAAUACUAGGCGGUAAAUAAUCAUAUAUUAGAUGUUUCUACGAUAG
This is a messenger RNA of Aspergillus ruber CBS 135680, 642 nucleotides long. RefSeq lists its product as uncharacterized. The coding region runs from base 118 to 393 and encodes 91 amino acids. Lineage: Eukaryota; Fungi; Ascomycota; Eurotiomycetes; Eurotiales; Aspergillaceae. The record is from RefSeq and is a predicted model, not a curated record. The transcript has 2 exons.